CUCGACAUCGACUUUGUUGCUCUGAACGUCUUCGCCGCCAUGGAUGACAACGACCCUAUCUCUCAGUUUUUUCCAGACCAAGAGGACGUAGACCUUUAUGCUGUUCUGGGCGUCAAGCAAGAUGCAAAUGCGGACGACAUUAAGAAGGCGUAUCGGAAGCUCGCGCUCAAGUACCACCCUGACAAACACGCCGGCGCGAACGAGGACGCGAAGGCGGACGCGUCGCUCAAGUUCCAGCAGCUGGGAUUUGCGUACGCGGUGCUCUCCGACGAGAAGAGGCGGGGCCGGUACGACCUCACCGGCAAGACGGACGAGGGGGCGGACUUCGGUCCAGGAGAGGAUGGCUGGGAGACAUACUUCGAGCAACUGUUUGAAGAAGUCACAAGAGAUAAGUUGGACGCGAUGAAGAAGGAGUACCAAGGUUCGGCGGAAGAGCUGCAGGACCUGAAGCAGGCUUACAUCGACACCUCCGGCUCAAUAGCCGAGAUGAUGACGCAUAUACCCCAUUCCACAUUCGAUGACGAGGCGCGCUUCAUCGUCGCCAUCUCCGAUAUGAUCAAGAAGGGAGAACUUCCAUUGCUACCCCAGUGGGAGUCGAGCACAAAGGACGAAAAGGCGAGGCUCGUGCGGAAGAAACAGGCGUCCAAGGAGGCAAAGGAGGCGGAGGAACUGGCGAAGGAGCUUGGGGUACACGACGAAUUCUUUGGGAGUGGGAAGAAGGGGGCGCGUAAGGGGAAGAGCAAAGGAAAGGAGAAGCAGACCGACGAGGAGGACACGUCGGCGCUGCAGGCGCUGAUACUCAAGAAGCGGAAGAACGCGGAGGGCCUCUUUGACAACAUUGCCGCCAAGUACGCGCAGGCGGAGUCGGCCGGAAAGGGAGCGAAGAAAGGGAAGAAGCGGUCGAAGGCUGCGGAGGACGAAGAAGAUGGAGAAGAAGAGGCGUCGCCAAAGAAGAGGUCGCGAAAGGACAUACCUCCACCACCGGAUAUCGAUGACGCAGAGUUCGAGAAGGUGCAGCAGAGGCUGAUGGAGAGCAAGCCGAAGCGAGCCGCGGACAGCGGGGCUGGGUCGAAAGGGACAACAAAGGGCCGAGCAGCGAAAGGGAGGAAGGCGAAGUGAUUUGGUUGUCGUGCGUA
Dichomitus squalens LYAD-421 SS1 is the source of this 1136-nucleotide messenger RNA. RefSeq names its product DnaJ-domain-containing protein. Gene Ontology annotation, molecular function: heat shock protein binding. The coding region runs from base 40 to 1119 and encodes 359 amino acids. The transcript has 2 exons. Gene Ontology annotation, cellular component: cytoplasm; nucleus. NCBI's taxonomy places the organism in Eukaryota, Fungi, Basidiomycota, Agaricomycetes, Polyporales, Polyporaceae. The record is from RefSeq and is a predicted model, not a curated record.